This is a messenger RNA of Alternaria alternata, 1623 nucleotides long. Its product is annotated as histidine permease. Lineage: Eukaryota; Fungi; Ascomycota; Dothideomycetes; Pleosporales; Pleosporaceae. Gene Ontology annotation, molecular function: amino acid transmembrane transporter activity. The coding region runs from base 1 to 1623 and encodes 540 amino acids. Gene Ontology annotation, biological process: amino acid transmembrane transport. Gene Ontology annotation, cellular component: membrane. The transcript has a single exon. The record is from RefSeq and is a predicted model, not a curated record.
AUGGCAUCCGCCUCUGAGGAAAUUACGCCCAAGAUGGACCAGCGGUCGGACAAAUCGGUCUCGCACUCAGCGAGCGACGUUGAGAAGCAGGCCGCUCCCCCCAAAGAUGAGCUACAGCGCAAGCUUUCGUCCCGACACUUGCAGUUCGUAGCUAUCGGUGGCACAGUAGGAACUGGUGUCUUCAUCGCCAGUGGUGGCUCCAUCGCUACUGCUGGUCCUGCUGGAGCACUUUUGGCUUACGUUUUCGUUGGUACCCUGGUCUACUCUGUCAUGCUCAGUUUGGCUGAGAUGGCUACCUACCUACCCAUCUCUGGUGCAUUCACACAGUAUGCUGCUCGUUUCGUCGACCCUUCGCUAGGUUUCUCUAUGGGAUGGAUUUACUGGUUCUCCUGGUCUAUCACAUAUGCGCUCGAACUCACAGCCGCCGGUCUUAUCAUCCAAUGGUGGGACUCGGACCUCAGCAUCGGCAUCUUCAUCACCAUCUUCUGGGUACCGAUCACGGCUGUUAACUUUUUGCCUGUCGAUAUCUUCGGAGAAUUCGAAUUCUGGUUCGCGCUGAUCAAGGUCGUCGCCCUUGUUGGCUUCUGGAUCUACGCCAUCUGCAUGAACGCAGGUGUUGGUGCGCAAGGCUACAUCGGCUUCAAGUACUGGGACUCCCCCGGUGCUUUCGCCCCUUACCUGGCCGAAGGACCUGUUGCCAAGUUUGUCGGUUUCUGGGCCGUUCUCAUCCAGGCCGGUUUCGCGUACCAGGGUACUGAGCUCUGUGCUAUCGGUGCUGGAGAGUCCGCAAACCCCCGUGUUACCAUGCCUCAAGCCAUUCGCAAGACUUUCUGGAGCAUCUUCACCCUUUUCGUUUUCACCAUCUUCUUUGUCGGUAUCCUGGUCCCAUACGACAACGAGGCUCUCCAAAUUGGUGACACAAACGCUGGCUCAUCGCCCAUGGUCAUUGCUUUCCAACUCGCCGGUGUUUCCGCCCUUCCUGAUAUCUUCAACGCCAUUCUGCUUACCGUGGUGCUUUCAGCCGCCAGCUCCAAUGUCUACUCCGGCUCUCGUAUCCUUGUCGGUCUUGCGGAAGAGAGGUGUGCCCCUGCGUUCCUCAAGGUCACAAGCAAGCGAGGUGUCCCAUACUGGGCAACUGCAGUCACUGGUGCCAUGGGUCUGUUGGCCUACAUGAACCUCAGCGCCAACGGUGGAGAGGCGUUCAACUGGCUCCUCAACAUCGUGUCAGUCGCGGGUUUCAUUGCCUGGACUUGUGUACUGGUCUGCCACAUUAGCUUUAUGCGCGCACUUAAGGCUCAAAACAUUGACCGCGACACCCUCCCCUUCAAGUCAUGGGGCGGCCGUCCUCUCGCCAUCUACGGUGUUACUUUCACCGCCAUCAUCACCAUCACCCAAGGUUUCACCGCGUUCGUCCCGUGGAGCACUGAAGACUUCUUCAUUGCGUACAUCAGCUUGAUCCUUUUCGCCGUCCUUUACCUUGGCCACAAGAUUGUUACCAGGAGUAAAUUCAUCAACCCUGCCGAAGCCGAUCUUCUUACUGGAAAGUUCGAGGAUGAGAUGAGCGAGACUUGGGAAGAGUCAUCUGCCUCAGGAUGGAAGAAAAUGAUGAACAAGUUCUUAUAG